AUGCAACUCGUUACUGCUUUUAUUGCUGCUCUUGCUUCGUCAGCCUCUGCUCAUUUUAUUCUUACCAGUCCUGCGACGAGAGGAUUUGAUGAGCUCAAGGAAUCUACUGCACCCUGUGGUGGAUACAAUACUGUUGCAUCUCGAACGAAUGCUGCUUUGAAGUCGAAUCUUGUUCUUGAGAUUGCAGAUGCCAAUGCUGUCAUUACUGUCAAGUUUGGUCCUGGUGAGAACCCAACCACUUUCCCUUAUACUCUUGGCAGUCGCAACUACACUGCAGUAGGAAACUACACCAUUCCCAUCGACAUGACCUCUGCAAAUGCGAGUGGGAUAUUACAAAUGGGUCAAAUCGGUACCAUCCAAGUGAUUUUACAAGGCACUGAUGGUAUGCUAUACCAAUGUGCGGACAUUACUCUAGCUGCAACAAAUGGUGGAUCGUCUGCUUCUACUAGUGCUGCUGCUCCCGCUGGCACGAAUGCUGCUAAAGCUGCCAACAGUGCCAAGAAAACCGCUUUGAGUGUGAUAGGUCCAAUGGCUAUUGCCAUCCCACUUGUUCUCCUGUUCUAAAUAUCAAAUGAACUCAUGUUGCACUUGUUUUC
Molecule: messenger RNA, 596 nt
Organism: Batrachochytrium dendrobatidis JAM81
Lineage: Eukaryota; Fungi; Chytridiomycota; Chytridiomycetes; Rhizophydiales
Exons: 2
Coding region: 1-564 (187 amino acids)
Source: RefSeq, a predicted model, not a curated record